Molecule: messenger RNA, 1230 nt
Organism: Durotheca rogersii
Lineage: Eukaryota; Fungi; Ascomycota; Sordariomycetes; Xylariales; Xylariaceae
Exons: 2
Coding region: 1-1230 (409 amino acids)
Cellular component (GO): membrane
Source: RefSeq, a predicted model, not a curated record
AUGUCGUUAGCCAGAGCGGAGAGGGCUCUGUCGUCCACCGUACGGCGAGCCGCCCUCCUCCAAACAUCCCGACUCCUCACGCCCGCGCUCGCGUCAGCAACCUUCCGAACGUUCCACAACACUCCUAGAUCGCCAGCGCCGGCGCCGCCGCUCGUCACCGGCCUCGGCGGCACCAUUCCUCCCGCCUACUUCCAACGCCCCUCCCUCCCCGCCAACACCAUCAUCCGCUUCGUGCCGCAGCAGACCGCAUGGAUCGUCGAACGCAUGGGCAAGUUCAACCGCAUCCUUGAGCCCGGCCUGGCCAUCCUCGUCCCCUUCAUCGACCGAAUUUCCUACGUCAAGAGCCUGAAGGAGGUAGCCAUCGAGAUACCCAGCCAGAGCGCCAUCACCGCCGACAAUGUCACCCUAGAGCUAGACGGCGUCCUGUUUACCCGUGUCUUCGACGCCUAUAAAGCUAGCUAUGGCGUAGAAGACGCCGAGUACGCCAUCUCGCAGCUCGCACAGACGACGAUGCGCAGCGAGAUAGGGCAGCUGACCCUCGACCAUGUGCUGAAGGAACGCGCCGCGCUCAACACCAACAUCACCGCGGCGAUCAACGAGGCCGCCCAAGCCUGGGGCGUCACGUGCCUACGAUACGAGAUACGCGACAUCCACGCCCCGGACGCCGUGGUCGAGGCCAUGCACCGCCAGGUCACGGCCGAGCGAUCGAAGCGGGCCGAGAUCCUCGAGAGCGAGGGGCAGCGCCAGAGCGCCAUCAACAUCGCCGAGGGCAAGAAGCAGAGCGUCAUCCUGGCCUCGGAGGCCCUGCGCGCCGAGCAGAUCAACCGGGCCAACGGCGAGGCCGAGGCGAUCCUGCUGAAGGCGAGGGCGACGGCCGAGGGCAUCGACGCGGUCGCGCGGAGCAUCGCCGCCGGCGGCAGCUCCGCCCAGGGCGCCGUCAGCCUCAGCGUCGCCGAGAAGUACGUCGAGGCGUUCGGCAAGCUGGCGCGCGAGAGCACCGCCGUCGUCGUCCCCGGGAACGUCGGCGACAUCGGCGGCAUGAUCGCCACCGGCCUCAGCGUCUACGGCAAGGUCGGCGAGGCCCAGAGCCGCACCAUGGCCAAGCAGCUCCUCGGCAACGGCGACGCCGCGCCCGGCGCCGAGCCCGCGCCGCAGGCCAGGCCCACCCGGGCGAGCGUCGUAGACUCGAUGGUGCGCGAGUUCGAUAACACCGCGAACAGAAAGACCUAA